Molecule: messenger RNA, 4337 nt
Organism: Podarcis muralis (Common wall lizard)
Lineage: Eukaryota; Metazoa; Chordata; Lepidosauria; Squamata; Lacertidae
Product: solute carrier family 2, facilitated glucose transporter member 9-like
Biological process (GO): dehydroascorbic acid transport
Cellular component (GO): plasma membrane
Molecular function (GO): D-glucose transmembrane transporter activity
Source: RefSeq, a predicted model, not a curated record
ACUGGGGUGAACCCAAAAAACAUGGGCACCUCUCCAGAUGUGUGACUGCAUGGUGUGCCAACAUGGUUUUAGAGCAAAUUUAAUCACACCAGGAGAAAUGAUUUUUUGAACAGAAGGCAACUUGUGUUUUCAUGCAGAAAAUAAAUCUCCAUGCUUUUUUUUUUAAAGGACAAUGUGAUUGAGUAGGGAGAGGCACAAAUUUAUGCUAGUGGUUGGAGGGACUUUUUAUUACUUUAGGGAAAGGUUUGGGAGAGCAGACUCUUCCUUUCAACACCAUCCAACUGGAACAGGAACAAAGAUGUUGAGAAGCCUUGCUAUUUGGGGGUGGGAUUCAAGCACAUACCACCCAAUUCAGGUUGUGAUAGUAGAUCAGGAAGACUUGCACAACAAACCCACUUUCCCAAAAUAUCAGAUUUUUGGGAAAUAUGGAAAGUAAUGGGGAAAUGCACUGGAAACCAUGGAAAGUGUUUGAUGCAACAUUGUCUAAACAAACUCCCUGCAACCAGAUAGAGAUGAAUGCUCACUAACAAGUCAGCGUUGUCUAGCUGCUCUGUGAACAAAUGAAUCAGGAUAAGUGCUCAAUCAACAGCUCACUUUGAAGCCCCUCAAGUUUUAUGAGGAAUGGCUGAAGGAACUGGCCAUGUUUAGCCUGAAGAAAGCACAAUUAAGAGGUAAUAUGAAAGCCACCUUCAAAUAGAUGAAGCCAAGUUUGUCUUCUGUUGCUGCACAGUGUAGGGAUAGGAACCAAAACCAAUGGGUUCAGCCUAAUGAGUGGAUUUAGACCACACAUUACUAAAUAUUGCCUGGUGGUAUGAACUGUUCAACACCCUUGGAAAGCAAUGAACUUUCCUUAGUUAGAGAUUUUAGUUAGAGUCCACCUAGCAGUGAACUUCCCCAAUCAGCAAGGAGUUAAACUACAUCCCCCACUUGAAAUCUCUCCCAAAUCUGUGAGGCUAUAUAGACUCAAGAUGCAUUGCUACCUCAUCCUCCUCUAGCACCCGACAUGAAAUCCUGAAAGAAAAGGAUUCCAUUCUAUGUUCUCCAUUUAGGGCAGGAAGUCCACAUGUUGCUGGACUCUCAACUUCCAUCAGCCCCAGCAUAGACUCAUUGAAAUGAAUGAACAUGGCUAAGGUAGCCAAUUAAUUUUGACGGAUCUACUCUAAACAAGGCUGAAUUGAAUACCACCCUUCAGCCCUACAAUGGCCCUUAUUGUUAUACAUUUCUAAUGUGCUAAUCCCUUCUCCUACAACCGUUAUCCAGGUACAGAGAGAGUUAAUAUUGCCCUGGGCAGCUGCCAAUGCUGGAAGGUCCUAGCGGCUCCAGGUUCUGAACUAUGUAUCUCUUUCUCAAAUAAGCGAAGCGAAUCACAUCAACCAUCAUGUGAUUGAGCACUGCCUCUAAGGGCUUAAUGAAGCAGAGCUUUUCUUCCGUCUCUUGCAUCUUUCUCUCCCUAUCUUCCUUUUACUGCCUUGGCCCAUGUGCUUGUGGCUUUUCUGUCCGUCAUUUGGCAAGUUGGUGGGGGGGUGGGGAGGUGUGUGUCUGCGUCUCCGUAGCUUGAGCCUCCAGAGGGUCUUACAGCAUCAAGUAUUACUUUGCUGAGUUUUUCAUCUCUCCUGGACAAUCCCAUCAUGGGUCACUGAAAUGAGCAAGUGGAUCUCAGCCAGGCAACUUCACUUCUUCCUGCUGAACCUUCAUUGCAUUGUCUGGACAUAAAAGACAGAGAUUGCCCAAAUGGACAACAACCUGCGUUUUGACUUCCACAGAAAGAUCACUGGGCACCUCACCUUCCCUCUGCUGGCUGUCACACUGCUGUCAUCGUUUGGGUCUUCCAUGCUGUAUGGCUACAAUUUGGCUGUGGUGAACUCUCCAGCAGCGCACAUCAAAGCCUUCUAUAACACAACAUGGUUUCGGCGUUAUGGAGUGGGCCUGGCUCCAGCACGGCUCACUCUCAUGUACUCACUGACUGUCUCGGUUUUUGCCCUGGGAGGCCUGGUGGGAUCACUGCCUGUGGGAGUACUGGUAACCCAAUAUGGAAGGAAUGGUACCUUGGUCCGUAGCAAUGUCCUCGUCUUCCUGGCUGGCAUGUUAAUGGGAUUCAGUCGCUACUUGGAAUCACCUGAAAUGGUCAUAUUCGGACGCUUCAUAACCGGCGUUCACUCUGGGAUCUGUCUCAGUGUGGUGCCCAUGUACCUGGGAGAAAUUGCCCCUAAGAACCUGCGUGGAUUCUUGGGCCUUGUACCAAGCAUUUUCAUCUGUCUGGGGGUCUUCUCUGCCCAAGUCCUGGGCCUUCCAGAGCUGCUGGGAGAGGAUCCCUACUGGCCUCUCUUCCUCUCGCUGGUGGUGGUUCCUGCCUUCCUGCAGCUGAUCCUCCUGCACUGGUUUCCAGAAAGCCCCCGUUACCUUCUUAUUGAGAAGAAUAACGUCCUUGGAGCUACUGAUGCGCUGCGUUGGUUCCUGGGCAAGUACGACGUGCAGGACGUAAUCGAAGAGAUGCAGGAGGAGAAGCGCUCGCUGGCUUCUGUGGAGACGGUGUCUGUGUGGCACCUGCUCUUGGAUCCCUCUGUGCGAUGGCAAGUUCUCUCCGUCGUGGUGAUCAACAUGGGCAUGCAGCUCUCAGGGAUUGAUGCGAUCUGGUUUUACACAAAUGUCAUCUUUGAGAAUGCCGGCAUCCCUGACCCAGAGAUCCCCUACACUACGGUUGGCACGGGCGCGAUUGAGGUCGUUGCUGGCUUGAUAGGCUGCUUCACCAUUGAGAAGCUGGGACGUCGCCCUCUCAUCAUAGUUGGGUUCUGUUUCAUGGGCAUCUGCUGCGCAGGCAUCACCUUGUCUCUGAUUCUGCAGGCAACUGUGUCCUGGAUGCGUUACGUCAGUGUGGCAUGUGUCAUUGGCAUCAUUGCAGGAUUCUGCAUGGGACCAGCUGGGGUUCCAUUUCUGAUGACAGCUGAACUCUUCAAGCAAUCGCACCGGCCAUCGGCCUACAUUGUGGGUGGGUCCCUCAACUGGCUCUCCAACUUCACCGUUGGCUUUGUGUUUCCCUUCCUGCAGAUGUCUGCUGGUGCCUUCUGCUACCUGGUCUUUUGUGGCGUCUGUCUUUUGGUGGCACUGUAUGUCUAUUUCAUCAUCCCCGAGACCAAAAACAAGACGUUUAUGGAAAUCAGCCACAUGUUUGCCUCUCGCCCCUCCUUCCUCUCCAGCUUGCCAGAUUCUGUCAAGAUGAUCAAGUUCAAUGGUUAUGGUGCCCUGGAGACGAGCUCCCUGGAACUCUCUGGCUCAGGAUCCAACCCUCCAUGAUGAUCUCCCAUUCAGUGUUUUGGGGAUUCCCAAUUUCUCCAAUGUGGGGAAGCCACCUCAGUGAAAUGGCAAAGGGAGACAAUAAUACUGAUUCUCAUCCUGUAACUUCUUUCAUCUUGCCUGGACCAGCAGUACAAAAGGGACCGGGGGGAAGACUUUGGGGAGAAGCAUCUAAUUUAAACCUAAGAAGUCUGACUCUGCCCCCAGGUAUUUUGGGUGCACUUCUGUCCCAAAUCCUUUCUUCCUCCUUCACUGUCUUCUUCUGAGGGCUGGAAAUUAGUAGCAUUGAGGGAUAGCUAUCCUCGGGAACUUGGUUUAUAAACACAGUUUUUUCAGAAAGUCUUGAAUGGGACUCAUCCUCUUUCCUUUAAGGCAUUUUGAGGAUUUUUUGGAGAUCUCCUCACCUGUUUCCCGAUUUUUCUGGUAGUCAUGCCAACACAUGACUGGAAAUCCUAUUGAGAGAUCACCAAUAACAAGUCUUCCCAGCAGUGCUGCAACUAAACAGCAAUGUCUGAACCACACCAAAAGACAAACUCAGUAUCUACCUGCAUAUCUGUAAGAGCACAUAUACAUUCCACAUGCCACUAUGUCCCAAAAGGCAAAGACAGAAGUCAAAUGCCCAUCCAGUCACCGAUUUACUCUCUAACGGAGCAAGAGCAAUACAUUGCUGGGACAUUCCACUCAACACUGAUUCAUUCAUAAGAAAACUAUUCCAGGGAUAGGGAACUUGUAACCCUUCAAGCUCCGUAUGGCCUACACCAGAGAUGAAGAAUCUGUGGCGCUCUAGAUGUUGCUGGACUACAACUUCUGUCACCCCUGACCUUUGGCCAUGCUAGAUUGGACUGAUGGGAAUUGGAGUCCAACAACAUCAGGAGGGCCACAGGUUCCCUCAUCACCCCACAGAACCUGAGGUUAUUUCCAGAACACCUGGUUAUUGAGGAUUCAUUCUGAUUUGUUGUACAAUUCUUCUAAGUCGUGUUUUCCAAGUUGCUUCCCUCCAACCCAGCCCUAGAGAUUGAAAAUAAAGAGGAAUGUUUUGGGUUUGU